ACAAAACAACGCAGGAGGAACAAUAAGCCACUGCCCACUGCGCUCGCAGAUGCGAUGCUCGGCGCAACAAGUCAGCCAGCAGACAUUCCAUGUGCUCAGUGCUCCUCUGCCUUCGUUUUGACAACUCCGAGAACCGCUUCUCCUCUUCCAGUCUUGUCUACCUUUCCCCACGGACUUCUUUACUAUCGAAGACGAUGAUGUGGACAUUCGGCCGAAUUUAGUCUUCUGUGAGUGCGCCGUGGAAAUGAUAUACUCGACAGCAUAGCUACCGGCAGCUUCCGCCACGGGUCAGCCAAAAUAGGACAACACCCAUGGAGCAAAUUUGGGAUAUGUGCCUUGCUCAAGGACAGAUUGACAGAUUUUUCACCUUGGGUAUUCCAACCAGCAACCUUUUAGGCUGAUGAUGAUGAUGAUGAUGGACCAACAGGAGCAGAGUGAUGACAUCGGUGUCCUGAGCCCGCUGGAGUUGCUGACCGAGGACGCCAAGGAGGACGAUGGGCACUGCCAACCACAGUUCAGGCUGCAACUGAUUGAUGACCUGACGUAUGAAGAUGUCAAGAAAUGCUACAGGGGCUCGACCGUCAGCAAGUACAACUCCCAGUACCACAAGCUGUUCCAGAGCGUCCCCAAGGAGGAGAUCCUUAUGAAAGUGUAUUCGUGCGCUCUCCUCCGAGACAUCCUACUUCAGGGCCGCCUCUACAUCUCCCGCAACUGGCUGUGUUUCUAUGCCAACCUCUUUGGGAAGGACAUCAAGGUGGCCAUUCCAGUGGUGUCAUUACGGCUGGUGAAGAAGCACAGGACGGCAGGCCUGGUACCUAACGGGUUGGCCAUCACCGUGGACACCAGCCAGAAGUAUGUGUUUGUGUCCUUGCUGUCUCGAGACAGUGUCUACGACAUCCUCAGGAGGAUCUGCACACACCUUCAGGUGAAUGGGAAGAAAAGCCUUAGCCUGAAGCAGUACUUGGAGGAGCCUAGCUCACUAUCUAUGGAUGAGUUCCCCGUGGUCAAUGACUUCCCUCCGGUGUUGAAGUGGAGGAGGAAGCCGUCCAUUCCAUCCGUGUCCUCCUCUCUCCCGGAUCUCCUUGGUAACUCCACGAGAAGUCGGCGUGCAGUGGACAUCCCCUACCUACCUACGGAGGUUCCCCUGACAUUAAAGGAGCGGAGUCUGGAGACAGGGAAGAUCCUCCUGACAGAGCCAGUACCAGAACUGGGCCACAUGGAGUACCAACUGCUCAAGUUCUUCAUCCUGCUUAUCGUCCUGCUCGUCCUGUCCUCCUGCUACCUGGCCUUCCGUGUGUGUUGUCUAGAGCAGCAGCUGUCCUUCCUCAACACACAUCCCACAAUGCCCAUGAGAGAGAGGUGUGGAGAAGUGCCCUGCUGGUUCAAUGAAAAGACAAUGACUUGAGAAAAUCCAAGACCUGAAGUCAAAACUGCAGUUAAAUAGACCGUCCAAUAGGGGGUGCCAGAGAGACAAGAAUCCUCUUGUCGUUCCCUAGAAAGACUAUGGACUGCAGACAGAUGGAGGAGGAUUGGAAGAAGACGACUACAGAGUAGGUGUCAAUGGGACAGAGCCAACGGAGUUCACCUGACCUUUGACCUCAAUGUCCUUGUUUUACUCGGAUUCUGCCAAGGAACUUUACAAUACCAGUCAACUGAUCAGACACUUCCGCAUCCAGGAUUUUAGAGACGGAGCCUGUUGUCAGACACACGGAGCCUGUUGUCAGACACACGGAGCCUGUUGUCAGACACACAGAGCCUGUUGUCAGACACACGGAGCCUGUUGUCAGACACACGGAGCCUGUUGUCAGACACACGGAGCCUGUUGUCAGACACACGGAGCCUGUUGUCAGACACACGGAGCCUGUUGUCAGACACACGGAGCCUGUUGUCAGACACACGGAGCCUGUUGUCAGACACACGGAGACUGUUGUCAGACACACGGAGCCUGUUGUCAGACACACGGAGCCUGUUGUCAGACACACUGAGCCUGUUGUCAGACACACGGAGCCUUUUUCAACAGGAAUAGACUGUACCCAGUAGGAGAGUUGCUACGAGAGAGACUGAAUAAAGAUUGAAUAUAAGAAGGCAGUCCGAUCAGGAACUCAACCUGACCUGGUCAACCAUUUCCAACCGUAGCCCACCUUGCAAUGUUUACUGUGCAUGGUCACCGAGACAUAACCGUUCCUGUAAUACUAAAGAAAAAUAUAAACUAUUUCAAUGGACACUAUUAUCAGAGGUUUAACAUUUCUGUCAGAAUUUGAAGAUGCUGUGCUCGAGUCUUGUCAUGCCAACUGAAAACAUGCUACUGUGUGUGUCAGGUGAGGUUGUGAAAGUGUGUGUGUGUGUGUGUGUGUGUGCGUGCGUGCGUGUUGUAUGUGUGUGUGUUUGAGUCUAUUAACCAUUGUUUGUGUGACUUAACAAGUGGCUAGGACUGUCUCAAGGUAGUCGGUAGCUUCUCCAUGUCAUGUAAUAAUAGAUAUUGACAGAAUUGUAAAGCCAUUGUCUGUGAAUCUGUGUUGGAUGGAGGGGAACUUUGGACGUGAACGGAGAGAAAGUGGUGAAAGUAUUGAGAGAGAGUUUGAGUUUUUAUAAAACCUUUAUUUUUACUCAAGUGUUAACAUAAAUAAUGACACACUGCCUUUUCAGAAAUGAAACAACAAAUGUAAUUCCUAAACAAAAAUAAAUACAUAACAUAUACAUUCAA
Molecule: messenger RNA, 2704 nt
Organism: Oncorhynchus gorbuscha (pink salmon)
Lineage: Eukaryota; Metazoa; Chordata; Actinopteri; Salmoniformes; Salmonidae
Product: GRAM domain-containing protein 2A-like
Exons: 13
Coding region: 401-1405 (334 amino acids)
Biological process (GO): regulation of store-operated calcium entry
Cellular component (GO): endoplasmic reticulum membrane; organelle membrane contact site; extrinsic component of cytoplasmic side of plasma membrane
Molecular function (GO): phosphatidylinositol-4,5-bisphosphate binding
Source: RefSeq, a predicted model, not a curated record